UGAAAUAAGUAAAUCUAUCAAAUUCGAACAAUUUUUCAUUUACGCUAGUGAGUCGUAACACAUAAAUAUUAUUACCAAAAACAGGUCCUAUUUUUUCUGCCUUUUUGGUUAUUGAAUUAUAGAGGGUUGACGAUGGAAGGUUCGAAAAUAAUGAAAACAAUUAGGAAUAGGGCUAUAUAUUUUUAAACAGAAAACAGCUUGUAGCCCGAGGAGGUGACCGACACCAACUUUUUCUAUCCUUGUCUUAUUAAAUUUACUGUACUCUAAAAUAAUAAUGAUAUGCCACAUCUCGAAUGCAAAAUCAUGGGAAUUCAACAGAUGAAGGUCACGUCAAACAACUCCGACAAAGCAUUGAUAACGACAUAAUUCCUGUAAAUAGCUAAUUAGGUGCCCAAAAUACAUCUCUGAUGUUUACCUCCCGACGUGCCGUCUAGCCUCCUAAAAAGUAUAAAAAGGGGUUGAAUUGAAUCAUAAUUAUCAGUUCUUCAAUAUCGUCCAACGAGUCAACAAGAAUGAAACUUUUCCUCAUUGCCGUUCUCUGCCUUUGCGGCACCAACGCCGACAAGAUUAUUGGCGGUACCGCUGGUUCAACCGGCCAGUUCCCGUCAAUCGUCUUCCAAGAAAAGAGCGGUUCGUUCUUCUGCGGUGGCACACUAAUUGGAUAUGACAAAGUCCUAUCAGCUGCUCACUGCGAACAAAACUUAGUUGGAUUGACUGUAACUGCUGGAACCGCAUAUCGUAGCAGUGGUGGAGUAACUAAACCCGUGGCAAGGAAAGUGGUACACACUGGUUACAACUCCAACACAUUACAAAAUGAUAUCAUGCUCCUGUACACCUCAACAUCUUUCAGCUUGGGUACAAACAUUAAUACAGCAUCAUUAGUAUUUACGGCACCCUCUGCUGGAACUGGCAUUACUGUUGCUGGAUGGGGAGAUACCAAUUCUGGCAUCAUUUCAAGUCUUCCGAAUCAGCUGGAAUAUGUGAAUGUGGCGGUCAUUUCUACAAGUACUUGCAAUGCCUGGAAUGCAUACAAUGGUGCCGUUACAAGCGGAAUGAUUUGCAUGGGAAAUAUGAGUGGCGGAGAAGACUCCUGUCAGGGUGAUUCCGGUGGACCUGCCUACAUUCAAGGUACAACAACCAUUGCUGGAAUCACCUCAUGGGGCUAUGGAUGCGCUCAGGCCAAUCAACCUGGUGUCUACACCGAUGUUGCACACUACAGAUCCUGGAUCAACAACAACUAGAAGUCAAGUAGCUGAACCUACGUGGAAUCAAUAAUUGCGUGAAUUUUGUUGAAUGUAAUUUGAAUCAUUAAAUAAUG
Messenger RNA from Styela clava, 1318 nucleotides. Its product is annotated as trypsin beta-like. Gene Ontology annotation, molecular function: serine-type endopeptidase activity. The record is from RefSeq and is a predicted model, not a curated record. Gene Ontology annotation, biological process: proteolysis. NCBI's taxonomy places the organism in Eukaryota, Metazoa, Chordata, Ascidiacea, Stolidobranchia, Styelidae.